GGCGCCACUUGGUGGCGAUAGCAAAGUCGCGGACAUUCAUGUGUUCUUAGCUUAGUCGGACUCCAAGCACUGAGCAAUGGCAGGGACUCGAACACGCUCGAUGGAAGAGGACGACGAAGAUUAUUGGAUGUCCUCCAGCAUGAAGAAUAAAGCUUCAAUAUUUGAUGACAACGAUGAUGCCGAAGGCAUUAUGCUGCUUGGUGUCAGCCGUAACAAGGUAAAGGACCUGUCAAAGACAAUGAAGGAAGGUCUGGGGGAGAUGGGAAACACAGAGGAAGACAUCAUUAAUUGGGAUGGAAGCAGCACAUCAAGUGGUUCGUCCCUCACGUCAGACUUGAAAUCAGUGCGCUAUCGGUCAUCUCCAACUAGUCAUCUAGCUCCACGGAAGGUCACCUCUAACUCUGCUAGUAGAAGCAGCAGUAACUCUUCUUUAAGUGGUCAGAGUCGGGUGUCAAAUGUGGGUGUCACUGUGCCAAAACCAUCGCCAGACAGCCUAACGAGCAGCAUCAGCGAUGCCGUACAAGGUGCAAAGCGUGUUCCCAGCUUGACAGACGUCUCAAAAAUUGAAGCUGAGGUGCAGUUCUUGCGCAGACAGUUAAACCUUGCCAGACGAGACAGAUGGGAGAAGCUGCCAGUCAGGGAGACAGUGAAGAGGAUUAUUCUAGGAGAGCCCUACUCCCUCGAGGCAUACAAGUCAAAAGAGGACAAACUAAGUUUGCUUGACACGGCUACUGCGAUGCAUGAUGGAAACGCCAUCAUGGCUGCUGUUCUGUUCCUGAAGUCUACAGUUAAAGCCCAGAUUUUUCAUCAUGAGAUGAUGAGGCGACCUGUUGCUACGAAUCACUACCUAAUCUAUCUCAAGAGCAGCCGAGAGUACAAUCAGCUUGCGGAUAUUUUGGGGUUGUUCGGUAGAUCAGAGGAAGCGGCCAUGUUGAAGUACAAGCAAGCGGUGAGUCCAGUAGAACAACAGGUGAAGAUACGCAACUUGAAGCAGUGUUUAGGCGCGCAUUUCAGCAUGGACCCGUCGCUGGCGUACAACACGAGCAUGGUGCUACAGCAGCUCUCCUUGCUGGAAACGCAGCUGCCCAUCAACGAGUACGAUGCUCAGCUCGAGCGCGAAGGCAAGACGGCGAUAUUCAAGGAGUUCCCGCGCACGCGGCCGCUGCUGGGCGUGCCUGUCCUCGCGACGCUCUACUACUGCUGCUUCUACCACUAUGGACUGCCGGAGAAUAACCUUGCGUGUCCGGCCGCGCUGCGCAAGAAGUAUAACCUCACGAGCAAGCAGUAUCUGUGGGUGGCGCUGAGCGCGCGCUCGAGCAUACGCCACUGGCGCGACAUCGACGAGCUUUUCGCGAGCAAGUCGUGGUUUGGCCACCACAAGAUGAAGUCGCCAGUGUCUUUCGACAGAGUUGUAGACGUCUUGUUUCGAACCGGGGCACCACCAGAGGUCAUCGAUAAGUAUCUGCGGUUAGUGGACGGGAUAGAGCAGCGACUCACAAUUGCUAGAAAACUGAAAUGCCAUGUGGUCGUUAUUGAUGCGUUGGUUGAACUCAGAGACAGGCAGGAAUUGCUCAACUAUGCCAGUAAACUUCAGGAAGGUACUAAUGAUGCAAUGCAUGCACAGGUGGCAUUAAGAAACCCAGCAACAAGAUGGAAAAACUGAUACGGAAGAACAUUUUUCAAUUGUGAUCAUCACAGGAAAACUAUCUCAGCACUUUGAUUGAGUUGUAUAUUGUAUCUUUCACACGGCUGUACAUACAUUGUCAUUUUGAUGGUGUGCAAGAUUCAUGAUCGAUUUGUUUUUGUUAUGUUAGGCUAAAUAGUUUCGAAUGUGUUCUCACAUGUAAUAGGCAACAUGAUUAUUGUCUCUAACAUACAAGACCCUGUUAUAGUGUUUUCCUACAGUUUUUUUCGAAAAAUUAAACUUGGUAUAGUGCUGACUGCAUUUAGUGUUUCUGUAGUUGAAUGGUUGAAGCAAGUUGUAGCACACAAACACUGUUUAGUUUUUGUGAUUUUAUAUAGUAAAAUCAUUUAAUUCAUCAUAAACUAUGCAAAUUUUUGCAUUGUUUGGUUAUUCAUAAGGCAACGGCAGCUAGGGUCUAUAAUUAGUUGAUGACUGUACAUGUGAUGUUGCACACUUGCCUGUAUUAUUAUACUACUGUGAUAUAUUGAUACGUGCAACUAUGUUUUCCAAAUUCUGUGACAUUUAAUUUUGCACUAGCAGUUAGUCUCUAUCUAACAUUGUUUAUUCAUUUUGUUUCGGAGAGUAAGUUUGCAUUUUUAAUAAUGUUAUUUAAUGCAACAUUGAUACUGGGUUGUUACAUUCCAUGUACAAUAUUGAAGGUUUAUUAUUGUUAUAGCAGGCUACAGACCUUGUAUAUAUCAAUCAGCGAGACAAAAAUAUUAAUCCAUAAUAA
Molecule: messenger RNA, 2417 nt
Organism: Priapulus caudatus
Lineage: Eukaryota; Metazoa; Priapulida; Priapulimorpha; Priapulimorphida; Priapulidae
Product: spermatogenesis-defective protein 39 homolog
Exons: 11
Coding region: 77-1663 (528 amino acids)
Biological process (GO): intracellular protein transport; vacuolar transport
Cellular component (GO): cytoplasm
Source: RefSeq, a predicted model, not a curated record